AUGGGAUUAUUCGAUCAAGUCAAGGACAAAUUGGGCGACGAGAACUUCAGAAACGAGGUCAAGGAGAAGGCCACCAGCGCCUACAACAACUACAAAAACAAGGGAAGCAACGACUCGAGCGAUUCUUAUGGAUCGGGAAGAGACGACAGCUACGGGUCUUCUGGAAAGGACAAUGAUAACUACAAAUCUGGAAGAGACAACGACAACUCGUCGAACUCGUACGGAUCUGGCUCCAACUCGUACGGCUCGUCCAACAACGAUUCGUACGGAUCUGGCAGAAAUAACUCUGACUCGUACGGAUCUGGCAGAGAUAACUCGGACUCGUACGGAUCCGGCAAAGAUAACUCCAAUUCCUAUGGAUCCGGCAGAGACAACUCUGAUUCCUAUGGCUCUGGAAGAGACAAUUCCAGCUCCUUUGGCAGAGAUAACUCCGAUUCCUAUGGCUCUAACAGAAAUGACUCCGACUCCUACUCUGGAAGAAAUAACGCCGACUCAUAUGGAUCUUCUGACAGAAAGUCUGACUCUUACGGCUCCGGCAAUUCAAACUCCUUUGGAGCUGGUAGAGGCUCUGACUCCUUCGGAUCUGACAGAAACGACUCCUAUGGUUCCGGCAGAGACAAUUCCGACUCGUACGGAUCCAACUCGUACGGAUCUAACAACGACUAUAGUGGCAGAGGCUCCGACUCGUACGGCUCUGGCAGAGACUCUUAUGGUUCUAGAAACGACUACUAA
Messenger RNA from Ogataea parapolymorpha DL-1, 732 nucleotides. RefSeq names its product Stress protein DDR48. NCBI's taxonomy places the organism in Eukaryota, Fungi, Ascomycota, Pichiomycetes, Pichiales, Pichiaceae. The coding region runs from base 1 to 732 and encodes 243 amino acids. The transcript has a single exon. The record is from RefSeq and is a predicted model, not a curated record.